This is a messenger RNA of Daldinia childiae, 1095 nucleotides long. Its product is annotated as Pre-mRNA-splicing factor SPP2. Gene Ontology annotation, cellular component: spliceosomal complex. NCBI's taxonomy places the organism in Eukaryota, Fungi, Ascomycota, Sordariomycetes, Xylariales, Hypoxylaceae. Bases 1 to 1095 code for a protein of 364 amino acids. The transcript has a single exon. The record is from RefSeq and is a predicted model, not a curated record. Gene Ontology annotation, biological process: mRNA splicing, via spliceosome.
AUGCCUGAGCCAACUCCGCGGAUAGCGAUUAAAUUUGGUACAUCGUCAUCCUCGAAAUCUACCAACGGGGCCAAGAAACAAACACAAACACAUUCCCAACCGCUAUCAACGUUAGGUAAACGUCAGCGACCACACAUUCUCAGUCAUGAAUCCGAUUCCGGGAGCGACGACGAAGCUCGUCAUGAAGUAAUCACAACUAUUGGUGAUGAUGUAUCUGAGCCUAAAGCUAAGAGGCGAAAUCCGAAGACAGACAAAUCGGGGCGCGCCAAUCUACCUUACGUGAUAACCGGCCAUGAAAACCGUGACUGGAAGGCAGAGUUAAGAGACCAGAAGAGCACUAAGGACGGUUUAUUAUCAAGGCGAGCGGGAUUUGGCGAUUCUGCAGAGAGGGAUCCAGCCGACCAGGACAAGCAAAUUAAAUGGGGUCUUACCGUAACGAGGAAACCAGUACAAGGCGAUACUGAAAAUCUAGAUGAAAGCCCGUCAAGAGAUGAAGGAUAUGAAACAUCCGGCCGUAGAGCAGUUCAUCCUAGUGAUGAAUCUGAAGUUUUUACGAACGAGGAUACCGAUGCCAUAGAUGCUCUCUUGGGCAAGAAACGAAAAUUUACAAAAGACCUCGUUAUCGAAGGCAAAUCAAGACAAAACACGUCCGCGACGCUUUCGGAACAGGACGCUUACCGUCGUAUGAUGGAAGAAGCUGCAGAGGUGUCGACCAUAGACGAGUAUGAUCAGAUACCUGAGGGCGAAUUUGGAGCGGCCAUGCUACGUGGGAUGGGUUGGAACGGCGAGGAGCGCGGUGCGAAGCCGAAAGAAGUUAAAAAGCGGCCAAAUCUGAUGGGACUUGGUUCUAAGGAGGAUGAAGAGAUUAGAAAGGGAGAGUUGGCCCGAAAGCAUGGGCAUCGUGAACGCAGACCCCGUCUUAAUGAGUAUAGGAGGGAUAAAGAAAAGGAGAAACGAGACCGUGAUGAUCGCCGUGGUGAUAGCUACAAGUCCGAACGGGAACGGGAACGCGAGCGACGAGAUCACGGCCAUAGCCAUCAUCGUGAUCGCGAUCGGGAUAGCCAUAGACAUUCCGGACGCAGUUAUGGGCGCUGA